AUGGCAACCCAGCCGGCAAACCCGCCCUGUGUCAGUGCCCCCUCGCACCCUCGACUUCUCGGGACUAUCCCACGUCUGGACUCUCUUCCCAUGUUUCCCCCUUCCCCCCUUAUUAUUUCUCUCCUCCUCCCUCUCCCAUCCUCCCCUCCCUUCUCUCAAUCACGCACGCCCCUCCUCCGCUCCCCCCUUCCCGCCUCUCUCCCGCUCCAGUCCUUCCGCACCUACUGUGCACCACACGCAACCCCUCCCUUUCCGCCUCUCCCGGCUUUCCCCCUCCUCCUCUCCACACCAGUCCUGCACGGGGGGCCAGGCGCGGGGUUCCUGCACGGGGGGCCAGGCGCGGGGUGUUGGCCCAACCACGCGCGGUUCUUCGAUCCGGCAGCGUACCGCAUCGUGCUGUGCGACCAGCGGGGGGCAGGCAAAUCCACUCCUGCGGGGUGCGUGGUGGAGAACCGCACGGACCUGCUGGUGGGGGACAUAGAGGCGAUAAGAGAGCACCUCAAGGUGGACAGGUGGGCGGUGGUGCUGGGCGGCAGCUGGGGCACAACGUUAGCGCUGGCAUACGCGCAGGCGCACCCGGGGAGGGUGGCAGGCAUGGUGCUGCGGGGGGUGUGUCUGCUGCGGCGCCGAGAGAUUGACUGGUUCUACCGCCCGGGCGGGGCAGAGGCACUCUUCCCAUUCGCGUGGCGGGACCUCAUGGUCGCGCUGCCCGCCCCUGCUUUAACACACACGGAAGGCGACGCGGAUGAUGGCGGUGGGAGUGGAGAUGGGAAUGGAACCGGGGAUCGGAGUGUGGUGGCUGCGUUCUACGAGAGGCUUAUGAGCACCGAUGCAGCCGCCAGAGACAGUGCUGCGAGGGCAUGGAUGCGGUGGGAGAUGUCGCUCAGCCACUUCCCCAGCGCCUCCGCCCCCGCUGCCCUGCUCGCCUGGGAUGGCUCCGCCUACUCCUUCCCCCCCUCACCCCUCUCCCCUCCCCCUCCGCCCUCCCCUUCAUCUCCGCCCUCGUCAGCACCCCCGUCCUCCUCCUCGUCCCCAGCCUCCCCCUCUGGUUCUGAUCCUCCUCUGGAAACCACAGCAGCACCAUCAGCGGCAGCGGCAGCACCAGCCCCACCAGCAUCAGCACCAGAAGCAGCAGGCGCAGAACCAGCACCAGCACCAACAGCACACGCACCUGCACACACAGUAGCAGCAGCAGAGAAGAGAGAGGGGGAGUCAGAGGAUGGGAAGGAGAGGAGGGAGGAUAUGAGCGAUGCAGCAGGGAAGGACUUGAUGGGAGGGCCGCACAUAUUGGGAUCAGUGGCGCAGGCACGCAUUGAGUGCCACUACUUCCAUCAUGAUGGCUUCCUGACCGAGAACCAGCUGCUAUGCAACAUCGAUGCCAUCCGGCACAUCCCCACCGUCAUUGUGCACGGCCGAUAUGACUUUGUCUGCCCCCUCGUUGCACCAUUGGCGCCGCAAGCGACAGUCGCGUCACUGGAAGCUGCGCUUCCAUCUCCAAUUUCUACCGCUAAGUCGGCGCGUGAGCGCGCAUCGCUCCCCAUGGGGUCCGAUCCAGAUUUGGAGGCCGGCAAGGCUGCGACGGCCGUUGCGCCUCGCCGUCCGCUCAAGCUGCGCCUCAAGGUAGGCGGCGUGGUCGUCGACGUCUCGCGCGCCGCUCCAAAUGCGCCGCGCGGGGAGAGCGAGGGGUGCGGGGGGAGUAGUGCUGACAGCGGGAGCAGCCGCGAGGAGCGUAUCAAAUUCGAUGAGCACACUGAUCGUGAUGAGCGUGUGAAAUCCGACGACGCGGAUGUAACGGAUAUUCGUCGCAAUACGAAGGAGCAUAGACGCACUAGAAAGGAAGGUUCGCGGAACGAGGGAAGGAAGGAAGCGGAGGGCGGGUGGGAGAUGCAUACACCGCCGAUAGACGAUCGGCGGACGGGCGGGGAAGCGAGUGAGAGAUCAGAUGAGAUUAAGGAGAGGGGGGAGGAGCGGAAGAAGCGGGAGGAGCGGGAGGAAAGGGAAAGGCGGGAGAAGCGAAAGGAUGAGGCGGUUGGUUCGGGCGCGGAGAGCGGAAGGCGGUCGAAUACGUCUCCCGCGCGCUUGAAGGACGGGGCUGGUGCGGGGAAGCGGGAGUCGAGGGAGGGGAGGGAGGGCGAGCGCGGGCGGGCAGAGGCGAGCAAGCCUAAGGAGGUUGAGAUGGAGCGGGUCGACGAUGAUCGGACGGUGGAGCGCGCGUCGCGGAGGGACGGUUUGGACGAGCGCGGUCGGUUGCAGCAGGCGUUGGAGAAGGCGAGGAGGGUGCUGUCGCAGAGCAAGCAGGAAGCACGUUCGAGCCCCAAGGAAGCUUCCUCGUCGCCUGCCUCGUCGCCGUCCUCCCCAGCGACACCUGGAGUCGCCGCCACCGAACUCGCAUCGCCAUCCACACCGUCAACGCCGUCUGCGCCGCAGGUGGGCAGAGCCGCGAGCUUCAAGCGCCCCGCGCCGCUCCGCAGAGCAGCGCCUGUGCACGGGGACUCGCGGGGCGGGGAGAGCGCGGAGAGGGGUCGUGCGGAGGGCGAUCGCGAGAACGAUGAGGUGCGGGGCAGGGGACGGGCGGGGGACGAGGAGGAGGAAGGGGGGAAGAGGAAGAGGCAUGGGAGCGAGGAGAGGGGAGCGAGGGAGGGGUGUGAGUAUGAGAGGGGGGACGAGAAGCGGCACAAGGGGAGGGAUGGGAGCAGAGGCGAGGGAGUAGAAUGUGACAGGGAGAGAGGCAGCGACCAUCACCGUGAGUAUGAUCGCCAUAGCCAUAGCCACCGCCACCACAGCCGCAGCCACAUUUACAGAGACCACCGCAAAGAGCAGGCCGGGCAGCAGAGGCAGGGCAGUCGCAACCGAGGCCGGGGCGCAGGGCAGGAGAGCAGCAGCGCAGCAGGGCAGCAGCACCGUGUGUUCGUGGGCGACCUGGACCCCGCCACCUCCGCCGCCGAGCUCACGGAGGCGUUUUCACGGUUCGGAGCGGUGGUGCACGCGCGCAUGGUGGAGCUGCAGAGCUACGGGUUCGUGGGGUUCAAGCAGCGCGCCGAGGCCGAGGCUGCUAUUGCUGCAGGGGAGGACGGCCGCUCGACUAUCAUUGUCCGCGACCAGCGGGUGCGGGUUUCAUGGGCACACGGGUCUCUGCCAGAAUGGAAGAAGGGUGUGGGGGGAUUUUCCUUUGCGGAAGGUUCCUCAAAGCUGCAGAAUGGCCGCAUGAAGAUGCUGGCAGCUACAGCAGCAGCCAGCGCUACAGCCAUGGCAGUGCUGUCAGGUGCCGCCCCUGUCCCCAUGCUUGCGGGCCCUGCUCCUAUGGGUCACAUGGGCUUUCACCAUCAGUGUAGGAGUGCUCCUAUUUUCUUCAACGAUAUAUUCGUCUGGCAAAUUUCAGACGCCAUGGCUGACGAUAUCCCCCUGAAAGAUCAGCUAGAUAUUGUCAUCCCUACCAUUCGCAACCUCGAUUUCCUCGAGCAGUGGCGGCCGUUCUUCGAGCCAUACCAUCUCAUCAUAGUCCAGGAUGGAGAUCCAACCAAGGUCAUCAAGGUCCCUUCGGGUUUUGACUACGAGCUGUACAACAGAAAUGACAUCAACCGGAUCCUUGGCCCGAGAGCGUCGUGCAUCUCGUUCAAGGACAGUGCGUGUAGGUGCUUCGGCUACAUGGUGUCGAAGAAGAAGUACAUCUACACAAUCGACGACGACUGCUUUGUUGCUAAAGAUCCGUCAGGAAAGGAUAUCAACGCGCUUCAACAGCACAUUAAGAACCUGCUGAGCCCGUCCACUCCUUACUUCUUCAACACGCUGUACGAUCCGUACAGAGAGGGUGCUGACUUCGUCCGAGGCUACCCAUUCAGCCUUCGUGAAGGAGUGUCAACCGCCGUGUCACACGGGUUGUGGCUGAACAUCCCUGACUACGACGCACCUACGCAGCUCGUCAAGCCAAGCGAGAGAAACUCAAGAUACGUCGAUGCGGUGAUGACUAUCCCUAAGGGAACCCUCUUCCCUAUGUGCGGGAUGAAUCUGGCGUUCGACCGGGAGCUCAUUGGGCCAGCCAUGUACUUCGGGCUUAUGGGCGAUGGGCAGCCGAUUGGGCGUUACGAUGACAUGUGGGCGGGCUGGUGCAUUAAGACAGGAUUGCCAUACAUCUGGCACAGCAAAGCUAGCAAUCCGUUCGUCAACCUGAAGAAGGAGUACAAGGGUAUCUUCUGGCAGGAAGACAUCAUCCCCUUCUUCCAACAAGUGAAGCUGUCCAAGGAGGCAACAACGGUGGAGCAAUGCUAUCUGGAACUUGCUAAGCAAGUGAAAGACAAGCUCUCGUCGCUGGACCCGUACUUCUCCAAGCUAGGGGAUGCUAUGGUUACAUGGAUUGAGGCCUGGACCGAGUUGAACGCAAAGGCUCCUGCCUCCAGCGUUUCUCCUGCCAAAGCAAAGCAAACUGCCAAGUAG
Messenger RNA from Closterium sp. NIES-65, 4431 nucleotides. Lineage: Eukaryota; Viridiplantae; Streptophyta; Zygnematophyceae; Desmidiales; Closteriaceae. The record is from the annotation of a GenBank genome assembly.